AUGAAACUUUUUUUUCAGACUCUCGCCUUGACUGUUGAAGUAUUUCGAUUAAAUCUCUGUAUCCCACGAAGUCGACUUACACGCCACCAUCUUCCCAAGAGGGGAAAUAGGGUAUAUUGGCUCAUCUCAAAACACAAGGCGGCUGGGGACAGUACUGGUGACGUGUGUGACUUUCCCCAGGCCUUUCUCAUCAGGCUGCUGAGCGACCUCAUUGACAAUCAGACGUGGACAGACGAGGGCUCAGUCUCCCAGCGAAUGCUGCGCAGUCAGCUGCUGCUGCUUGCCUGUGUGCGCAAAUACCAGCCCUGCGUGCAGAGGGCAGAAGCCUAUUUCAGAGAGUGGAAGGACGCCGAUGGGAAUCUGAGUCUGCCCAGCGAUGUGACCUUGGCAGUGUUUGCUGUGGGGGUCCAGGACCCUGAAGGUUGGGAUUUUCUUUAUAGAAAAUAUCAGUCGUCUCUGUCUACUUCCGAGAAAAAUAAAAUUGAAUUUGCCCUCGGUAUUAGCCAAGAUAAGGACAAGCUUCAGUGGCUACUAGAAAAAAGUUUUAAGGGAGAUGUAAUAAAAAUUCAAGAGUUUCCACAUAUUCUUGGAGCUAUUGGCAGGAACCCGGUGGGAUAUCCAUUGGCCUGGCAGUUUCUGAGGGAAAAUUGGGAUAAACUGAUACAAAAGUUUGAACUUGGCUCAUCUUCCCUAACGUAUAUGGUGAUAGGAACAACGAGUCAGUUCUCCACAAGAGCACGGCUUGAAGAGGUAAAAGAAUUCUUCAGCUCUUUGAAAGAAAAGGGUUCUCAGUUACGUUGUGUGCAGCAAACAAUUGAAACCAUUGGGGAAAACAUACGUUGGAUGGAUAAGAAUUUUGAGAAGAUCCGAGUGUGGCUACAAAGCGAGAAGCUUGAACUGCUCUAAGAGUUGUGCCUGGCUGGUUCCUGUGAUGUGUAAUUGUGAAAAUGUUGUCGAAUGUGAUUGUUUUCAAAUUAGAGAUGGCUGUUCUGGCUCCAGUGAAGAGACUUCCUUUUCCUCCUUUCUCCUUCGUUCCUGUGAAAGGACCGGCUACUACACUGUCCAUCGAUGGGUUACUGCUACUGUUUUAUUGAUAGGUGUUGCCUUGCAGUGUAAACCCUGGGGUGGGUUCCCUACUGUGGAGAAAUACCUUAUUCCUUUUGCUUCCUUAUUCUUCAGCCUUGUGCUUUCCAAAGCCCUGCUCCCCACGUGUGUCAUCCAUGUGUGUCCCUGUCCUCUGAAGUCUUGUGAAUAGUGGGGACUACUGAACGGUGAAUGCUGGGAUUGGGGUCUAAGCCAGAACGUUCCACCUUUCCCUUCCCUGCUGCAGACCCAGGGGCUGACUUCUAGGCCCAUGUCCUCAGGCCUUUUGGCUCUCUGACUUUUGGUCAGUCUCCCAGGAAGGCAGAUGGGAGCUGGGGUGGGAGAGAGUACAAGGGGGUGUUUUAUUACCCUGGUGUCCUUGGAGGUGGUCUCUGGCUGAUCUCCAGCCAAGCUCGGAUCCUGAGUGGCGGACUUCUUUCCCACACAGUCCUUUCCACGUCUGCCUUCUUGUAGCUGCUUCCUCCCUUCAACCCUCCGGGAUGAGAGAGGGGUCGAGGGAAAGCCUGGCUUUCACUGCUCCUGGCAGUACUUGUGGGCUCCUUCCAUCCUCCCCACGCCUUUUUUGAGAAAACAAAACUUUUUAAAGAACCCUCCUCAAAUCAUCCUAAUUUGAGUGUGUGGUCUACUUCCUCAGGGACCCUGACUGACAGAGUGUCCCUCUGAAAAAGCAGAGUGCAUUCGGGUCUAGAGGAGAAGGCUUUCAUCUGAAGUUGAACCUAGGAGCUGUUGAUACUUCGGUAGGUGAUGUUUCCUCUCCCUGCUCCAUAUUCGGCUUAGCUCAAAAAUUCCCGAGUAACUUGCUACUGGCACUUACUGCCAGAAAGUCACAGCAGAGUCCCCCGUAAAUUAUGUACUGUACAACUGAAAAUAUAAUUAUAGUUUAAGUGUGGA
Messenger RNA from Ailuropoda melanoleuca (giant panda), 1995 nucleotides. Its product is annotated as endoplasmic reticulum aminopeptidase 1-like. Gene Ontology annotation, molecular function: metalloaminopeptidase activity; zinc ion binding; peptide binding. Gene Ontology annotation, biological process: proteolysis; peptide catabolic process. The record is from RefSeq and is a predicted model, not a curated record. Bases 1 to 906 code for a protein of 301 amino acids. Lineage: Eukaryota; Metazoa; Chordata; Mammalia; Carnivora; Ursidae. Gene Ontology annotation, cellular component: membrane; cytoplasm. The transcript is spliced from 6 exons.